CGCUGAAAUGAGGAACAAAGGCCUUAUCUCUCGUCUCUGGAAUUCUCUGGCUCAACUGUUCUGAUCCUCAGUUUUUUUUAGAGAGAGAAAGCGGGCUCUAGGUCUAGAGAGAGACUAAGAGAAAAAAAAAUGGACCUUGGUGAUUCAUACAGAGCAAUGGAGGUUCAGUACAUACGUAGGCACCACAAGCAUCAGCCCAGAGAAAACCAGUGUACAUCUGCUCUGGUCAAGCACAUCAAAGCUCCUGUUCAACUCGUAUGGUCGCUUGUUAGGAGAUUUGAUCAACCCCAGAAGUACAAGCCGUUUGUUAGUAGAUGCAUCAUGAAGGGGGACCCGGGUAUUGGAAGUGUUAGAGAGGUGAAUGUUAAAUCUGGGCUUCCUGCUACAAUAAGCACCGAAAGGUUGGAGCUACUUGACGAUGAGCAGCACAUUCUCGGCAUCAAGAUUGUUGGUGGUGAUCACAGGCUAAGGAAUUACUCUUCAAUUGUAACUGUUCAUCCUGAGGUUAUUGAAGGGAGGCCAGGAACAUUGGUUGUAGAAUCCUUUGUUGUGGACGUCCCUGAAGGAAACACCAAGGACGAGACAUGUUUCUUUGUUGAGGCCUUGAUCAGGUGCAACCUUAAAUCGUUGGCUGAUGUCUCUGAGAGGAUGGCUAUUCAGGAUCAAACCGAACCUAUCAACCAAUAGUGGAUACAGGGGUGGGCACAGGAGCUCAUGACUACAGCUAGGCUUUUUGAUCUCAGAUAGGUAGGACGUCCCUCCAAAAUUUUGGAGUUUUGGCUAUACUGCUGGAUUUUAUAUUUCUCUUGUGGAGAUCCUUCAACUCUCUUUCCAUUCCCAUCUGCUCUGGCGUUGUCUUCCUCACUGUGAAAAAGUGCUGCUGGGUUUACAUCUUUGAGUAUCAGAUGGAUGAGCUUUUGUUCAAAUAGGCGAUCCGAGAAAUGGAAAUAUGGAUUUCUUGUGACUUAAUUGUGCUUGGUGCUACCAACCUUGCUAUGGCUUUUGAUCUGUAAAUAGUGUUGGAACUAUAUGGUACCUAGGAACACUGGGGUUUUCAUCUUGUAGGUUGCCGGAGAAAUUCACUUGGAGAAGCCACUUCUGUUAUGUGUUGUUUGUUUUGUAUAUACUAUACUCUUAAUAAAUUAUUGUAAUUGCUUUAAUUUUGUUCCACCGUUCGUUUGUUGGAUCUCUUAUGAAUCUUUCCUUUUAAAGGGGCGUUUCACUGAAAUAUGAAAAUUCUAAUUUUGUUGCGA
This is a messenger RNA of Humulus lupulus (European hop), 1253 nucleotides long. RefSeq names its product abscisic acid receptor PYL9. The record is from RefSeq and is a predicted model, not a curated record. The transcript has 3 exons. Gene Ontology annotation, cellular component: nucleus; cytoplasm. Bases 130 to 687 code for a protein of 185 amino acids. Gene Ontology annotation, biological process: abscisic acid-activated signaling pathway. Gene Ontology annotation, molecular function: abscisic acid binding; signaling receptor activity; protein phosphatase inhibitor activity. Lineage: Eukaryota; Viridiplantae; Streptophyta; Magnoliopsida; Rosales; Cannabaceae.